Molecule: messenger RNA, 1233 nt
Organism: Ilyonectria robusta
Lineage: Eukaryota; Fungi; Ascomycota; Sordariomycetes; Hypocreales; Nectriaceae
Exons: 4
Coding region: 1-1233 (410 amino acids)
Molecular function (GO): FMN binding; oxidoreductase activity
Source: RefSeq, a predicted model, not a curated record
AUGAGCUCACCUAUAUCAGAGCCCUUCACACUGAAAAGUGGUCUAGUCUUGCCGAAUCGGCUUGUCAAAGCCUCCACGGCUGAAGGUCUAGCUGACAAAAAAUACCUCCCGACUGAAGCUCUGAUUGGAGCAUAUGAAGCGUGGGCAGACGGCGGCUGGGGAAUGGUCCUGACAGGCAACGUGCAAGUUGACGCUCGCUACCUUGGUCAACCGAACGACGUGGCGUACAAUGAGGCCCUCGAGUACAAAGAGAUGCUUGACAUUUGGAAGAAGUGGGCCGAACCUUUUUUAAAGCACAACUCCCACGCCGUCGUACAGAUCAACCAUCCCGGAAGGCAAUCCCCCGGCGGAGCCGGUACCAGGGGCUUUUUCGCCAAGAGUAUCGCCCCGAGCCCCAUCCCGCUAAGCCUCGGGAAGGAGUUCUUCCCCAGAAUAAUGUCGACGCUCAUUUUCGGUACCCCGAGGCAGAUGACCCUCGCGGAUAUCAAAGAGACCACGGAACAAUUUGCCAAGACGGCCCGGCUAGCAGCCGACGCGGGCUUCGCAGGCGUCGAACUACACGGUGCCCACGGGUAUCUUCUCGCGCAGUUCCUGUCGGAGAAAACCAACAAGCGAACGGAUGAGUAUGGUGGCUCUGCCGCCGCCAGAACCAAGAUCGUGGUCGAAAUCAUUGAAGCCAUCCACGCAGUCGUCCCGAAGGGCUUUACGGUCGGCAUCAAGUACAACUCGGUGGACCACCAAUCACCACAGGCGCUGGCAGAUAGCAUCACGCAGCUUAAGCUCAUCGCUGGUGCCGGCAUCGACUUCUUGGAGAUUAGCGGCGGUACAUAUGAGGACCCUCAGCUUGUUGCCGGCCUGAAGACCAAUACCAAAUUCGUGUCGGUCAAAGAUAGAACCCGAGAAGCCUUCUUCUUAGAGUUCGCAAGGACCAUCCGGGACGAGUUUCCCGGCCUUCCGCUGGUGGUCACGGGCGGAUUCCGCUCCCGAAAGGUCAUCGAGUCUGCGCUCACUGAAGGCGCGCUCGACCUCGUCGGCAUGGCCAGACCAGCCAUCUUGAACCCAUCUGUUCCAACAAACACCAUUCUCAACAAAUCCGUCGAGGAAAAGGACGCGAAGGCGUACGCAAGGCUGAUUGAGCCGCCGUGGUUGCUGAAGAAGAUUGGCAACGUUGUCAUUGGAGCGGGUGUGGAGACGGCUUGGUACGGAAAGCAGAUCGUCAAGAUGGGGAAAUGA